Molecule: messenger RNA, 2914 nt
Organism: Rhineura floridana
Lineage: Eukaryota; Metazoa; Chordata; Lepidosauria; Squamata; Rhineuridae
Gene: MCRIP2
Product: MAPK regulated corepressor interacting protein 2
Exons: 5
Coding region: 559-1023 (154 amino acids)
Source: RefSeq, a predicted model, not a curated record
AAGCCCUGGAGAGCCAGGAGGAAGCGCGCCAAGCGUCCCGUGGUUUCAAACCCCGCCAUGCCACGGCCUCAUGUGUGAAAAAGGGGGCCCCGCCUGCAAAGAGCCCUGGCCAAACGCCCCGGUUCAAUCCCGCCUCGUCCUGCGCCUUUAAGAGGCGCGGGGGGCGUGUUGCGGGCAGGCCUCCUUCGCUGGCGCUCCGACUCGCCUCGUUAAAGGAGAACCGCGCCGCGUCCAACUCCGUCGCUGGGAAGUUGGGGGCUUCCACGGCAAGCCAUCGGAACAGGCACCGCGCCAGCGCCACACUUUGGAGAAGUGGCAUCCGAGCCCCGGGAACUACUGUCAGGGCAACACGAGGGCUGGGAGAAAACGAGAGCACCGAGGCGAAUUUUAUUCCUCUUUUGAUUUUCCAAAGAAACCAGCUUGCAAAGUAAAGUUGGGCGCGCAGGGCACCCACUUCUCUAGCCGAAGGAUUCGGGUUGUGCGCGCACCCUCCUUCCCUGCCCCUUGCCUUGACCCAGAGCCGCGUCCAGCUGGGGGUCUCCGGAAAGCGAGAGGCACAUGAUGUACACCAUCACUAAGGGACCUAGCAAAUUAGCCACCCAACGGAGGACAGGUCCCACGCAGCAGGUGGAGAGCAAAUUAGCGGACCUGAAGUGCCGUCGCCGGCAGCAGCAGGAACAAGAGCAGCAGCAGCAGCAGCUCCACUCGUGGCCUCUCUCAAGCCUAGCUCCAAAGCUCGUGUUCAACAGAGUAAAUGGCAAGAGACCUCUGCUCAUGACCCAGCCCACGCCGGCCACAGAAGAAAGCUACACGGUGGCACACGAAGAAAAUGUUCGGUUUGUGUAUGGAGCCUGGCAGCAGGUACAGCAGCAGUUGGACAAUGUCCAGCAAGGGGACAGCCAAUCUGGGCCAGUGCAAUACUCAGAGAAAACUCCAAGUCCUGAAUUGAAAGAUUUUGUGCCUAUAGACCUUGAAGAUUGGUGGGCCCAACAGUUUCUGGCCAAAAUAAAAAAUGGCUCUUAACGAGGGGUUCUAUAGAAAGAUUGAAAGAAAACAUUUAAAUUUACCCUAAGAAAAAUGCACACCUGUCCAAGCAAAAAGAGGAGAGAAGACAGAAAAAGAAAGAGAAAGGGGACCCCUUGGCAGUCCUACCCUCGAGCCCACUUUGGGGGCAGGAAGGAGAGUGCCCAGCUGCCCAGCAAGCACAGCCUUUGAAGCGCUGGGUUUUUGCCCAAGGAAGAUUCCGACGGGUGGAAUGUUCUGAAAGUACCAUCGCAACAUGGGUUGGAGAGUGGGGAGAGGAUAUGGGGAGGAGUCUGGCCAUCCUGUCCUUCCCCUGCUUGGAGCUGGUGCCCUUGGGGAAGCCAGCACUGACCUGUAAGCCGGGACUGUGUUCACAAUAAAAGCCCCAGUGCUGCCAGUGGAACAAGCCGUGCUGCUUGGGGAAGAAUGAUUGCUGGGAAAGGGCCAAGGACGCCGCUCCUGCGAAAAGAGAUGGUUGCCAAGUGUGUGCCUUUUUGCUGGCCGGCAAAUCAAGGGCAAGAGGGUGCUGAUGGGGGAAUGAGGAGUUGCCGCUGUGAGUUGCAUUGCCCAGGGAGGGACAAUGCGCUGUUGUUUGUAUAGCAUCUAAACACCCCUGUCUGAGCGUUGAGAGGUAAAUGGCUUGAGCGACCACAGGCUCAGUACGUGCAAAGUCAUUAGGGCUUUUGUAUGCUGUUGGUUCAGGUUUUAGCUCAGGGGAAGACAAUUUUUGUAUUAUUGGGAGUUGCUUUGUUUCUUGCAGUGCAGGAGCUGGGAGGGCAUUUGUCUCCCUCUCCAAAUCCCUUUACAUGGUCAGGUUCUUAAGUUCCUAUCAGCCAAGCCGAGGCUUUGCAUGCAAAUGUGCAGAGACAUGUGUCCUUAGAAGUGUUAUAGCCAUUGGAAACUCUGGGUAAGGUUCCUCCCAGACUGGCAUUUAAGGUACAGUGUGUGUGUGUGGGGGGGUGAGGGCUGCCAGGAGCACACACAGUUCUUUAUGGGACGCUGAGGGUGGGCAUGCAACUCUGGUUGCCCUCCAUCUGCCCAUUCCCAGAGCUUCCAACAUAUGUUGCUUUAGGUCAAGGGCUACAUUGCAUCAUGAUCAGCCUUCCAAGGGCUGUUUGCCAAUGGUGGGCAGCUCCAGAGGCAAAAUUGGGCGGAGCCACUGACAUGACUCUUCCCUUUGCACAGUAGGCUACAUUUCUGCCUGUCUGGGACUGAUGCAAAUUGUAGUCCAAAAUACCCAGAGGUUGGGCAAGGCUGUUCUAAGGGUUGCAAAGAGUUGCAUUAACCAGGCAAAGGCAUGUUGCUAAAACAAGAGUUACAGAAAUGGGUUCCACAUUUCCCUCCACGCUUCAGUUUCAAUUUAGGUUGACAGCUUUUGGAGAAGGGCUGUCACUCAGUGGUAGAGCAUCUGUCUUGCACACAGAAGGGCCCAGGUUUAAUCCCCGACAGCCCCAGGCAGAGCUAGGAGGCAAUCCCGUCUGAAAUCCUGGAGAGCCACUGGCAAUCGGUAGAAAAUGAGCUAGAUUGACCACUUUGUCUGAUUCAGUAAAUGGCAGCAUCCUGGGUUCCAGUCAACCUUUGAAGCGGCGGUCAGCUGUUUUCUGCCAACACGCAAAGCUGGAAGUGUAUCAAGACUCUGAAUUUCAAAACCAACAUUCAGAUUUUGUAAAAGUUCGUACUGUUCCAAGGCUGCUUGUCCAUCUUUGAUGAGAUGGCGUGUGUUAUGUCAAAAAAGCUUGAGGUUGUGCCCUCAGGUAUGCUCCCCUCUCCAAAAGCAAAACAAAAAAAAUGUCCAAACAUUAUUUGAAACCUGCCGCUUUCUAGUAUGACUGUCAUGCUCAGCCUUUCGAAUUGUGGCAAAAAUCAAUGUUGGCUGCUAAAAAAAAAAAGG